Messenger RNA from Sphaeramia orbicularis (orbiculate cardinalfish), 1963 nucleotides. RefSeq names its product protein Wnt-4a. Gene Ontology annotation, cellular component: extracellular region. NCBI's taxonomy places the organism in Eukaryota, Metazoa, Chordata, Actinopteri, Kurtiformes, Apogonidae. Gene Ontology annotation, biological process: canonical Wnt signaling pathway; multicellular organism development; neuron differentiation. The coding region runs from base 465 to 1523 and encodes 352 amino acids. The record is from RefSeq and is a predicted model, not a curated record. Gene Ontology annotation, molecular function: cytokine activity; frizzled binding. The transcript is spliced from 6 exons.
AGGAGGAAGAACCGGCGCGUUCAUCUGGCCUUUACUGGACUGGCUCUCCACGCGCUCUGCGCACAAGGAAAACAAACAAGAAGAAGGCUCCGAUUGAGUUUGGACCGUAUUUUUAGCAUCCUUCUUUUCCUCCCCUCUCCCCGUCCCCCUUCCCUUUUUGGCUGUGGAGUGGAGGAGAGAGAGAGAGAGAGAGACAGAGAGAGGGGGAGGGAGGGGAGACCCGGGCGGACGGACCGUGAAGCUGCGCCCCAGCCACCCCGGCCCCGGUGGAUGUCCACUGGAUGCGGGAUGAUGGAUUAACUGCCUCCUCCGGGACCUCCGCCGCUGCUUCUUUCUGACUUCCCCAGACCCCCCCAUCCCACCCCAAUCCCAACCCUAACCCCACACCCCCCCACCCACCACCACCCUUGUCCUCCUCCGGAUUACUUCAGCUCUCACAGACCCUCUCCUGACUCCCUCUCGAGAUGUCCAAGGAAUAUGUUUUGCGGUGCGUCCUGAUGCUCUGCUUUGCGCUCCUCUCGGCCAACGCGAGUAACUGGCUGUACCUCGCCAAACUGUCGUCCGUGGGAAGCAUCAGGGAUGAGGAGACGUGUGAGAGGUUACGAGGCCUUAUCCAGAGACAGGUUCAGAUCUGUAAGCGCAGCGUGGAGGUGAUGGACGCUGUACGGCGCGGAGCCCAGCUGGCCAUAGACGAGUGUCAGUUCCAGUUCCGCAACCGUCGGUGGAACUGCUCCACUCUGGAGAGCAUGCCAGUGUUUGGCAAAGUGGUCACCCAGGGCACCCGUGAGGCGGCCUUUGUGUAUGCCAUCUCAGCAGCCAGUGUGGCGUUUGCGGUCACCAGGGCCUGCAGCAGUGGAGAGCUGGAAAAAUGUGGCUGUGACCACAAUGUGCAUGGAGUCAGUCCAGAGGGGUUCCAGUGGUCCGGCUGCAGCGAUAACAUCGCAUAUGGCGUGGCCUUUUCUCAGUCCUUUGUGGACGUGAGGGAGAGGAGUAAAGGCCAGUCGUCCAGUCGGGCCCUCAUGAACCUGCACAACAACGAGGCUGGCAGGAAGGCCAUCCUGUCACACAUGCGUGUGGAGUGUAAAUGUCACGGCGUGUCCGGCUCCUGUGAGGUGAAGACCUGCUGGAAGGCCAUGCCGCCGUUCCGUAAGGUGGGCAACGUCAUCAAAGAGAAGUUUGACGGCGCUACCGAGGUGGAGCAGCGCAAGGUGGGCAGCACCAAAGUCCUGGUGCCCCGAAACUCCCAGUUCAAGCCUCACACAGACGAAGACCUGGUCUACCUGGACCCUAGUCCGGACUUCUGCGACUACGACCCGCGAACGCCGGGCAUGCUGGGAACAGUGGGCCGCCAGUGUAACAGAACGUCCAAGGCCAUUGACGGCUGCGAGCUGAUGUGCUGCGGCCGCGGCUUCCAGACGCAGGAGGUGGAGGUGGUGGACAGGUGCAGCUGUAAGUUCCACUGGUGCUGCUACGUCAAAUGCAAACAGUGCCGCAAAAUGGUGGAGAUGCACACGUGCCGGUGAUGGACGUGGGGGCACGGCUGGGAACUGCUGAUGAGCAAAACGCCCCGCACCCUCCUCCUCCACUGAGGCCGGAGGGAGGACGUAGGAAACGCCCUUUAAUCCUGCUUGAAUCCAUCCCACUCCUCCAGUUAUUGGUCCGAAUCUGAACAGACUCAGAGGCCAAAGGUCAUCCUGUUCAUUCUUUUGCCACAGUAAUGGCUAUAAAGUACAUUUUGCAUGGGAUUUCCUCCAAAACUACAGAGGCAGUUUGUUUCUUCUAAAGUAGAGAGCAUCUUUCACUUUCUGUCUCCCUCCAUCACUCUCACAUUUGGUUUGUCAUUGUUGUCGAUGCUUCUUAUUUUUGUAAUGUUUAACUUAUUUCUUGAGAGUGAGGAGACUGAUGGGGGCUGACGGAGAAGGAGAAGAAGGGCACAGACGGACCAUAAGGGAAGAAUUGGACG